GUAGCGUAGGUAUUGGCCAACUUUAUCUUCAACUGCUCCGUCUCUCCCUCUCCCUCUCCCUCUCCUGCUGCAAUUCUUCUCUGUCCUCUAAAGUCUAAACCCUCUCUUCUCUGCUCUGCCACCCACCCUAGUUUUUCGUAAGGCAGAAGAUUCGGGCGGCGGGGGCCUAAUUACGAUGGAGAAGCUUCUCUGUUAUAACCCGAUUCCAUCUAAAUUUCACCUUAAACGCAUCACUUUCCUCCCCCAACCCCCCCGACUCAGCACCACCAUUCCCGCCGCCCAUUUCAACAGACUGACUUACUUCCUCCCCGACUCUUCCCGGGUCAACUCGUUUUCCUGCAACUACCAACACUCAUCUUCUAAUUCUUUCGCUAUUUCUUCGAAAUCUGCUGACACUGCCGACCAUUGUACCCAUAAUCUGUCUUCUGCAUCUGUUGAUAGGCCAGAUGGGUCGACGGAGAAAGUCAACUUUUUUAGAAAAGAUGUCAAAUCGCUACCACAGCAACAAAAGGUCAUUGCUGCUGGGACCGUGAUGUUACUCUCUGCCAUCUGUAUGACAGUGAUCCAUCCAAUGGUUGCAUCACCUGCUUUUGCCAGCUUUCAGAGUGCAGCCAAGGCUGGAGGUCCAACUGCAGCUGCAGUUGGUAGGCAGCUCCUUAAAAAUGAGCUGGUAAACAGCGCCUGGACUGGCUUCUUAGCUGGUUGCUUGCAUACAUUAUCAGGUCCUGAUCACCUUGCUGCUUUGGCUCCCCUUUCAAUUGGGCGCACACGGAUUGAAAGUGCUGCAGUCGGAGCUCUUUGGGGAUGCGGCCAUGAUGCUGGACAGGUAAUCUUUGGUUUAAUGUUUUUACUUCUAAAGGAUCGGCUCCACAUUGAGAUCAUCCGGACUUGGGGCACGAGAGUGGUUGGGUUUACCCUAAUGGUUAUUGGUGCUAUGGGGAUCAGGGAAGCUUCAGAAGUACCUGCCCCAUGCGUGGCCCUUGAAAAUGGUGAGUGUGAUGUUAGCAUCUAUGAAGGCCUUGAAAAUCCAACGAUUGGAAAGAAGAAGAUUGGAUUGGCGACUUUUGCUACAGGAAUUGUCCAUGGGCUGCAACCGGAUGCAUUGAUGAUGAUCUUGCCCGCACUUGCUUUGCCUUCUAGGGUGGCAGGUGCUGCAUUUUUGCUGAUGUUCUUGGUCGGGACUGUUGUUGCUAUGGGAAGUUACACGGUUGUUAUUGGAUCAUGUAGUGAGGCAUUAAAGGAUCGUGUUCCUAGAAUAACAGAGAAACUCACUUGGGCUUCAUCUCUUGUAGCAAUUGCUUUAGGGCUGGCAAUUCUGAUCAGCCAAUUUUUUGGGUUUAGCCUCUAUUAAUUAAUAGAUGUCUGGUGUUUGAUUAGUUGUCCUUGAAAUUAGGAAAAAGAUUUUGAGAUGAAUGGAUGUGUUAAUUGAAAGCAAGAAUCCGUGAUUGUAGCAUACUAUCUACUAUUUUCUUUUUGUUCGUUAAAAAGCUUGCAAGAGUUUAU
This is a messenger RNA of Coffea arabica (coffee), 1503 nucleotides long. Its product is annotated as chloroplast protein FOR GROWTH AND FERTILITY 2-like. The record is from RefSeq and is a predicted model, not a curated record. Lineage: Eukaryota; Viridiplantae; Streptophyta; Magnoliopsida; Gentianales; Rubiaceae.